This is a messenger RNA of Cornus florida, 759 nucleotides long. RefSeq names its product membrane protein PM19L-like. The transcript has 4 exons. The record is from RefSeq and is a predicted model, not a curated record. NCBI's taxonomy places the organism in Eukaryota, Viridiplantae, Streptophyta, Magnoliopsida, Cornales, Cornaceae. The coding region runs from base 105 to 593 and encodes 162 amino acids.
UGCAAAGAAACACAUAUAUGUCUAAACAUCUUUUAGGACCUCUGACAACUCCUAAAUCCUAACUCCUUCGGAAGCUCUUUAUCAUAUACCACAGUAGCUCCAAAAUGGCUAAAAAUUCGUUCCAAUCCAUUGCAUCGCUGCUUUUGGUCCUCAAUUUCUGCAUGUAUUUCAUAGUUUCGGGCAUCGGUGGAUGGGCAUUGAAUAGAGCCAUUGAUCAUGGUUUCAUCAUCGGUCCAGCAUAUCAUCUCCCUGCACACUUUUCUCCUGUAUACUUCCCAAUGGGAAAUGCUGCCACUGGAUUCUUCGUAAUGUUUGCUUUGAUCGCGGGAGUUGUUGGUCUCUCGUCAGUCAUCGCUGGAUUCAACCAUGUUCGUUUCUGGAACAUCGAUAGCCUGGGACCUGCUUCUUCUGCUGCCACCAUAGCAUGGACACUUACUCUCCUUGCCAUGGGCUUUGCGUGCAAAGAGAUUGAGCUGCAAAACAGGAACGCCCGUCUGAAAACGAUGGAAGCAUUCACAAUUAUUCUUUCAGCUACUCAUCUUCUAUACAUUGCUGUCAUUCAUGGUGGUGUUUCAAGGAGUUCAAGGGUAUAAACUCCAGGGUUGAGUCAUAUUCUGUGUCUGUGAUUUUUAUUUUUACUUGUAUUUUUUUCUGGGCACAAUUUAGUAGGCAACUGUCAUUUUGUGGUAAGACUUGCGUUGUAUCAAAUAAAGGAAAUGAUGUACAAAGAACAUGAUUGUAAUGGGUGUUUUAAAUUUA